GAAACUGGAACUCCAUCGUCAGUUGCGCUAAGAAUUGAUAGAAACCUAAACAAUCAAGUCACGAAAAUGUAAGAGCGCAGAUAACGAUGAUAACAGAUUAAAUCUAUAGGUUUUUAAAAUAUCUGUCGUGAAAGUAUAACCAGUCAAUCAGUUUGUUGAGUUCUGUGUGACAGGAAUAACUAGUAAAAAUUGAAUUGGUUCCUUUCAAUUCAAUGAUGGGAAUGUCCCCGAAAACAUUUUCAAGUAUCAGUUGUUUCAUUGAAGUACAAUAAGCAGAUGGAUACUCUUGGAUAGUCGUGUUAGUAAUGAUAACAUAUCAAAAUAAAUUUUGUGGACGCACCUCAAAAUUCGAUUCAAGAUUCACCUGACAAUUUAACUCACUUGCAUCGAGGGCAUUACCAUACUGAUGUAUUACAUUCGAGAACGGCUCUCAUUGAAUCUUCCCGAGAGAAACACUUCAGGUGUAUCUAGUACACAUGGAACAGAUGCGAAUAAGAAAUCAAUCGCCUUUCAGAACACACCGUCGUCAGAAGGAAACAAAUUGGAUGAAACGGAGUUGUCAGAAGUAUCAGUCUCUCCGGCAACGUCAGCAUUUCCUGGAUCGGGAACUCCGCAAUCUACUUAUACAACACCUUUUCAAAGUCCCGUGGCUUCUGAUAAGUGGUAUCCACAUAGUCAAGCAGUUCUUCCCCAACAGACGACAAAUACAGUUGUUCGAAUUGAUAAGAGCACGCCUUCACCAUCAGGUGUCUUUACUAUCGAUCAUGGACAAUUUAGCGGUUAUCCACAUGGAUUUCCAACACAUGCUUCGGGUGGGUACUUGAAUCACUCGUUCACCAAUGACAAUGGCAACAAUGUACAGAAUUCUGGGGUUCCUAAUCAACCACAAGUUAUCCGUGAGCAGUAUUGGAGCUGGUCUUGCAGAUGUAGACGUCAAUUCAGCCACCGUGAAAAAGUACUACUUUUGAUCAUAGGCUUUCUUUUACUAAUUGUUGGCGGGCUAGGCGCUUAUCUUGGUAUAUCAAACAAUUCGAAUCCGCUUCAUGGUGGAAUUUUAUCGCCUGGUGUUUUGAGUUACAAAACCGGAGAGUGAACACAAUUUCGACUCGUAUAUAUAGCACAAUGACUAAUCUGUGAAAGUGUGAACGACUGUAAAUACAAUUUUAAUGCAAUGUUUUAGUAAGAAUGUACAUAUAUAAAAUAAUUGUUGAUGUCUA
This is a messenger RNA of Malaya genurostris, 1217 nucleotides long. RefSeq lists its product as uncharacterized. NCBI's taxonomy places the organism in Eukaryota, Metazoa, Arthropoda, Insecta, Diptera, Culicidae. The record is from RefSeq and is a predicted model, not a curated record. Bases 407 to 1093 code for a protein of 228 amino acids. The transcript is spliced from 4 exons.